Candoia aspera is the source of this 4519-nucleotide messenger RNA. It is a transcript of the gene TUBB1, whose product is annotated as tubulin beta 1 class VI. Gene Ontology annotation, molecular function: GTP binding; structural constituent of cytoskeleton; GTPase activity. Lineage: Eukaryota; Metazoa; Chordata; Lepidosauria; Squamata; Candoiidae. Gene Ontology annotation, biological process: mitotic cell cycle; microtubule cytoskeleton organization. The coding region runs from base 122 to 1474 and encodes 450 amino acids. The record is from RefSeq and is a predicted model, not a curated record. Gene Ontology annotation, cellular component: microtubule; cytoplasm. The transcript has 4 exons.
AGCCACGUUUGGCACAUGAUAAGAGUGUUUAUAGCUGACACUACAAGGGGCAAGUGAGCCUUUCUAUUAAAGAGAGUGUCAGGAAAAGAAGAGCCCAUCUUUGUUGCUGGACCUAGGCAAGAUGCGUGAAAUUGUGCAUGUCCAGAUCGGCCAGUGCGGGAAUCAGAUUGGUGCUAAGUUCUGGGAAGUCAUCAGCGAUGAGCAUGGAAUUGACACCACGGGAAAUUACCACGGUGAUUCACCAUUGCAGCAGGAAAGAAUUAAUGUGUAUUUCAAUGAAGCUUACUCUCAUAAGUAUGUUCCUCGUGCUGUUCUGGUAGACUUGGAGCCUGGAACCAUGGACAGUGUGCGGUCCAGCAAAAUAGGUCCACUCUUUCGGCCUGAUAACUUCAUUCAUGGAAAUUCAGGUGCUGGAAACAAUUGGGCAAAGGGUCAUUAUACUGAAGGGGCUGAAUUGAUUGAAAAUGUAAUGGACAUCGUGAGGAAUGAAUCUGAAGGAUGUGACUGCCUCCAGGGCUUUCAGCUGAUCCAUUCUCUUGGAGGUGGGACAGGGUCUGGAAUGGGCACUCUUCUGAUUAACAAGAUCAAAGAAGAAUAUCCUGAUAGGAUUAUGAACACUUUCAGUGUAGUGCCCUCACCCAAAGUUUCGGACACUGUCGUUGAACCAUACAAUGCCAUCUUAUCUAUCCACCAGUUGAUAGAGAAUACAGAUGAAACCUUCUGCAUUGACAAUGAAGCUCUGUAUGACAUCUGCUUUAGAACACUGAAGCUCCCCACACCAACCUAUGGAGACCUAAACCACUUGGUGUCUCUCACCAUGAGUGGUGUCACUACCUCGCUUCGCUUUCCUGGCCAACUCAAUGCAGACUUGAGGAAGCUGGCAGUCAAUAUGGUGCCUUUCCCCAGACUUCACUUCUUUAUGCCAGGAUUUGCUCCACUAACAGCUCGAGGCAGUCAACAAUACCGAGCUCUCUCAGUCCCAGAACUUACACAACAGAUGUUUGAUGCUCGGAAUAUGAUGGCAGCUUGUGACCCACGUUAUGGGCGGUAUUUGACUGUGGCGUGCAUCUUCAGAGGCCAGAUGUCUACGAGGGAGGUGGAUGAGCAGCUAUUGUCUGUGCAGAAUAAAAAUAGCAGCCACUUUGUGGAAUGGAUCCCCAACAAUGUUAAAGUGGCUGUUUGUGACAUUCCUCCUCGUGGGCUAAAAAUGUCUGCCACCUUCAUAGGCAAUAACACAGCCAUUCAGCAGCUCUUCAGUCGUAUCUCUGAUCAGUUCUCAGCAAUGUUCAGAAGAAAAGCAUUUCUCCACUGGUACACUGGUGAAGGGAUGGAUGAAAUGGAAUUUUCUGAGGCAGAAGGCAACACGAAUGACUUGGUUUCAGAGUACCAACAGUAUCAGGAUGCAAAAGCAGAUGUAGAAGAAUAUGAGGAAGUGGAGGAGGAGGUCAGGGAAGAAGAAAAGGAAACAGCUUAAAUGGAAGAGCAAAGACUGACCUUUGGUCUUUAAAAAUAACAAUACUUUACUAAUAUGUGCUGAUUAUCACCAAUUAAAGUGGCCAGAUUCACUUCCAAAAAGAACUUUUAUUAAAUCAAAUGCAGGGACAACCACUACCAUGCAUUAAGCCAAGUUGUAUGUAACCCAGUUUUGAUUUAAAAAUGCAUUGCAGAACUAAUCCAACUGCUUACUUUUUGAUUUAAAUUAAGCAUUUCAACUUGGGCAAAGAGAUGAGUACUUCCUCUGAAUCAGUGCCUUAACUGCUAGUAUUUUUUUUAAAAAAAAGGAAAGGUAAGCAUAUGACACGCUAGAUUAAAAGGGCACAUGAAGGUUUAUCAGCUCUCGCUGCAUGCAAGAAUGACUAGAUUGGGGCAGUAUGUCUCCAUCUAUAUCAAGAGAUACAUCCAAGAGAUACAUCCAGUGUCUGGAUGAAAAUCAAAAUGAGAAUGUAACUGGUCAAAAUAUACAUUUUGCUAUCUCUCUAUCUAGAACCUUGUCACUUGGACACAUCAGCCAGCUUAGCUAGUUUAUCAUUGGAGAAGAUCUGGUGCACUGCUGUUCCCAUUUGUAUUUCACUCAUCUAGUACAUUUAAGCUUUUGCAGGUUAAAGAUGAGCAGCCUAAUGAAUAAAAGCUCUACUUAAGCUGUUAACAAGAAAUUAAAAAAUUAUUGCCCCUUAAUAGUUUAGCUGACCUACAUUUUAUGUGGACUUCUGAACCUAUUAAUUGGACAGACAUUCCUUUCACUGGAUCAGCUCUCCCCAUUAGGCAAGAAAGUAAGAAUGGUACUGCAGGAUGGAACUGAAAGGUCCAAAGUUCUUUUUUUCCACCAGCUAAACAUUCUGGAAAGAGUUCAAGUGAGGCAUGAAGUCAGUUGCCCUCAUCAUCAUCUAUAAACAUAAGUCAGUUGCCUUUGAACACAGAGGUUUUAUUUAACCAUGACAGUUAAAAGCCAUUGAUAGAUUUAGUUUUUAUUAAUUUACCAGUCAUUUAAGGAGUUCUAAAAGUUAUUAUUUCUCCGUUGAACCAAUUAAUAUAACACAUUUAUGCAUUAUGUGAAUACUCUUUUCUCUUUCUUGAAUGUACUAUUAGUUAUCUUCAUUGGAAGAACCACAAAUAUCAACAUAGAAUUAAGAUGACUACCUAACACUACCAAUGUCAUUGCUAAGAAGCUGUUUAUUUCAGUGGGGAGAGCAUGACCAUAGAGGUGAUGCUUUAAACAACAUAUUUUAGACUAAUCCACUUGCAAAUUCACUAAAGCAAUUUUGCUUUAAAUAAAACUAAGAACCCCAUCACAGUUGAAAGAUUAAAUAUGCCCAUUUAUGGGCUGAAGGGCACCAGAUGGGUACAAUACAGUCUGUGAAAGAAGUGUUACUAAAUGUAUCAGGACAUAUUCUAAACACAAUAUGUCCUUGUCUAUGUCUAUGUGUAUGUAUAUAUAUGGAAUUAUGCUUUGUAUUCAUAUAUAUGCACACACACACACACACACACACACGUGUGUGUGGCAAAAGUGAGUUUUCAGUGGUAUGAGCUAAAGUCCUGAAAUGCAAGGGAUGGUGGUAAUUUGUACAUAUUUUCAUUAUAAAAAUAUGAUAGCAUGAUUUACAAGUUUAUUAACUAUAGGAUUUCAUUUAUAGGACAGAAAGCAUAUUCUAUAAUAAAUCUAUUGGCCUUUAAGGUGCUACAGGACUCCGCUAGUUUCUCUGUCAAAGAUUUUUCAAGGGUAGUUUCUUGUAGUUGCUUGUAGAAAUAAAUUUGCAUUUCUCAACUUGAUGUUAGAUGUUCUAGAUGAUAUACUGGCAGCAGAUGCUGAAGUUGAACACACCUCAAAGGAACCAAAUUACAGUGGUCCAGAGGCUCAAGAAAUUAUAGAAUCACCGAACUGGAGAGGGGGACAUGGAGGCUGUCUAGUUUAACUUCCUUCUCAGUGUAGCAUUCAGUAAUUUGUUUAAGCAGUAGCAUUAUAUGAAGCAAACCAUCCCUCCACCAGACAAUUCAGAGGCUGCCAGCUACAGUAUUAACUUACGUUUCUCUUUAUCUUGCAGUUUUGCUUUUCAACUUGAAGUGUACUUCAGUGCAUUAUGCAAAUUUCUGUUGAAUAUUUAUACAAAGUAUUUAUUUUCCCGUAGUAUAAAACUGAUUUUGCUAGCAGAAAAAAGGAGAAAUACUUCUCUUAGCUGCCAUUUAUUUUACUCAUAAUUUUGAUUUUAUUUAAGCUAAUGUUACAGUGCAAGUACUAUACAAUAUCCAAUAAAAAUGAGAUUAAACAGAGUUUGUAUCCAUUUCCAUGACUUAAAAAACAUCUUGCAGUUUGCACUGUUUGUAGAAAUUAGAUUAUUCCACCAUUUCCCAAAGUUCUCAGAGAAGGUUGUCUCUAUAGAUGUCUAAAACACUUCCAAUUCCCCCUCCCUUUUUACUUUCUCAACAAAUUGGGAAAAGAUGAUGAGUCACCACCUUAAUUGCUGGCAGUGUUACUUUCUUCAAAUGCUUCUUAUGUGGGUGUGACUGAACUGUUGAAUUUUUGUUUCAUCAGUCCAAGGCAUUUUGUUCCAAAACAUUUCAGAUUUAUCAACAUUUUCUUUUGCAUACUUUAGAUGCAUAGUUUGGGGAUGAAACUGGACUAAAGAUCUCCUUCUGACAAUUCUCCCAUACAGAUCACUCUUGGUGAUCCAUGGUGUACCUAACCUAUUGAAUCUGUAAUGUAAAGUAAGUACAUUACAUUGAAAACUGCAUGUAAAUAAGCAUGCAUUCAAGCUUAGGGGAAAAUAUCAUAUUUAACUUUGUGCCAUGUAGCAGCUUCUCUUCGCUUGGGAAUUCACUGAAACACACAAAUUGACCACAUCUGAAAGCUUAGGGCACCUAACUUUUGCAGGAAAUCCUAUGUAGCAACUUAAGUGCUAAAAGAUUUAAAGCUAGCAUUCUACAGUAUUAAGGGACUGUGAGUUCAUUGAACACAGCUUUGGAUGUUAUCUGUUGAAGCUGCUCUUUUAAUAUAGGAAAACUACUUGUUGCCAUAGAUUAAAAA